Molecule: messenger RNA, 1251 nt
Organism: Castor canadensis (American beaver)
Lineage: Eukaryota; Metazoa; Chordata; Mammalia; Rodentia; Castoridae
Gene: Tnfsf11
Product: TNF superfamily member 11
Biological process (GO): immune response
Cellular component (GO): membrane
Molecular function (GO): tumor necrosis factor receptor binding
Source: RefSeq, a predicted model, not a curated record
GCGACAGAGGGAAGAGAGCGCCCAAGUGAGCGGGCGGAGCGCCAUGCGCCGUGCCAGCCGAGACUACAGCAAGUACCUGCGCGGCUCGGACGAAAUGGGCAGCUGCGGCUCGGGCGCCCCGCACGAGUCUCCCCUGCACGUCCCGCCGCCUCCCGCGCCCGCCGCGGCGCCCCCGUCCCACGCGGCCUCCCGCUCCAUGUUCGUGGCCCUCCUCGGGCUGGGGCUGGGACAGGUGGUGUGCAGCGUGGCUCUUUUCCUGUACUUCAGAGCGCAGAUGGAUCCUAAUAGAAUAUCAGAAGAGAGCACUCAUUGCAUUUAUAGAAUUUUGAGACCCCAUGAAAAUGCAGACUUGCAAGACACGACUCUGGAGAGCGAAGACACAAAACUAAUACCUGACUCGUGUAGGAGAAUUAAACAGGCCUUCCAAGGAGCUGUGCAAAAGGAAUUACAACAUAUGGUUGGGUCACAACAUAUCAGAGCAGAGAAAGUUAUGAUGGAAGCUUCAUGGCUCAAUCAGAGGGGCAAGACAGAAACUCAGCCUUUUGCUCAUCUCACUAUUAAUGCCACCAACAUCCCAUCAGGUUCCCAUAAAGUGAGUCUUUCCUCUUGGUACCAUGACCGGGGCUGGGCCAAGAUCUCCAACAUGACUUUGAGGAAUGGAAAACUAAUGGUUAAUCAAGAUGGCUUUUAUUACCUGUAUGCCAACAUUUGCUUUCGGCAUCAUGAAACUUCGGGAGACCUAGCAACAGAAUAUCUUCAGCUGAUGGUAUAUGUCACUAAAACCAGCAUUAAAAUCCCAAGUUCUCAUACGCUGAUGAAAGGAGGAAGUACCAAAUACUGGUCAGGGACUUCUGAAUUCCAUUUUUAUUCCAUAAAUGUUGGAGGAUUUUUUAAGCUACGAUCUGGUGAGGAAAUAAGCAUUGAGGUAUCCAACCCUUCCCUGUUGGAUCCAGAUCAAGAUGCAACAUACUUUGGGGCUUUUAAAGUUGGAGAUAUAGAUUGAAACCCAUUUUGUGAAACAUUAGCACAUGAUUCCUAGAUGUUUGGAAACUCUUCAAAAACAAGCCGAGAUGUAUAUAGGUGUGUAAGACUACUAAGGGGCAUGGCCCCACAGUACAAAGCUCAUGAUCUGUGCUCUGGGCUCUGUAGAGAGCAUGCAUAUUUGCAGCCAAUGGGAGAUGUUGGACUCAUGGUGACUGCACAAUGGUUUUAUAAUUUUGUAAUGAAUUCGUAGAAUUAAACCAGACUGGA